AUGUCGCAGGUACCACCAUUCAAGCCGCCCCUGGGCAACAACCCUACCCAUUUCGACGCGGCCAUGGCUUGGACUCAGUUCUUGCGCGCCCAAACAGCGGUGGAACAGGAAGGGGAGAUACCCUUGGUCCAAGACUUCAGCAAGCAGCGGGAUAGGGGUUACGCACGUGGCAUCCGAAAGGAAACCAAUUUGACGGCAUUUCUAGGACGCCGAGGUUUCGUCCUCAUCGACCACUUCGACGGCGAAAUCACCUCGGUCACGGCGCAGAUACACAAUCCAACUGGGCCUGAAUUCAACCCCAAGGAUCCCUACGGUAGCCUGGAGUACCCUGUGAUGGUCUUAGCCCACUGCUCCAUGAUCCACGGAGCGGCCACAGCCAUGGGGGGAUUGUGCCACGGGAACUGGUGGAUGCAAGAAAGCAAUGUGCCCAUCCUCACGCCCGUCUGCAACUGUCAGGCAAGGCAAAUUGGGCAGGACAUCCACUCCAUGCCGCUUUUUAGCUCCAUAUACGACGCCAUUUGGCAAACCUAUGCCGCCCAAGACCUCAUGGACGAUUACUGGCGGCUGAAGACACUUGAGCAACAGUACGGGGAGUUGUUCACGCGUAUCACGUCGCUUGCACUCAACGACCCUGGCAACCACGGUCUCGCCGACCUUGCGUGGUACCAGCAGUUGUUGGCAGAGAUACGGCAGCUUCUAGGCAUCUCCCUCCCCAACCAGCCGAGCAUCCAGGCUCCCCCCAACCGGCCGACCAUCCAGGUCCCCCCCAACCAGCCAAGUAUCCAGGCUCCCCCCAACCAGCCGACCGUCCAGGCUCCCCCCAACCAGCCGACCAUCCAAGUUCCCCCCAACCAGCCGACCAUCUACGUUCCCCCCAACCACGCGGGCCCGAGCUACAGCCACGCGGGCCUGAGCUACAGCCAGGUGGUCUCCGGCUUGAAUCCCGCGGCGAAUGCCUUCACAAGCCGCGGACCACCCGGACUCAGCAGACCACCCGGAUUCAGCGGUCCACCUAGAUUCAGCGGUCAACCUGAAUUCAGCGGUCCACCUAGAUUCGGCGAAUCAGCGGUCCACCCGGACCAAGCAGACCACCCGGACUCACUGGGACUCAGGGAUCCAGCACCCCGGGAUCGGGGGCUCCCGAGGGGCAGUUGGAUAACAGUGACACGAGAACAUCCGCGGGCCCUUCAGGAGAAAAUGUAUCUCAUGGGCAAACGCCAAACCCUCCAGGCGGAAAUGCAGGGCCGUCAGGGGGAUACGCGAUGA
Molecule: messenger RNA, 1266 nt
Organism: Phialemonium atrogriseum
Lineage: Eukaryota; Fungi; Ascomycota; Sordariomycetes; Cephalothecales; Cephalothecaceae
Exons: 3
Coding region: 1-1266 (421 amino acids)
Source: RefSeq, a predicted model, not a curated record